Haliotis rubra (blacklip abalone) is the source of this 3209-nucleotide messenger RNA. RefSeq names its product splicing factor, suppressor of white-apricot homolog. Gene Ontology annotation, molecular function: RNA binding. Lineage: Eukaryota; Metazoa; Mollusca; Gastropoda; Lepetellida; Haliotidae. Bases 31 to 2940 code for a protein of 969 amino acids. The record is from RefSeq and is a predicted model, not a curated record. The transcript is spliced from 18 exons. Gene Ontology annotation, biological process: mRNA 5'-splice site recognition; RNA processing.
AUUCAUUGACCCUAAAGUAAUUGAACGAAAAUGGCGUCCAUGUGGUGGGCACAGGACAAUGCUCCUGAGACGGCCAGGACGAACAGUGAACUUGAAGAUUUGUUUGUAUUUGGUUAUGCCUGUAAAGUGUUUCGGGAUGAUGAAAAGGCAUCUUAUAUCGAUCAAGGGAAACACCUUAUCCCAUGGAUGGGCGACGAUCGUCUUAUGAUUGACAGGUACGACGGCCGAGGACAUCUGUAUGACCUGUCUGCGUAUGAUGCUGAGAAUGUCAAAAAAGAAAACAUUGAGUUGUCUGAGACUGAGACAGCUGUUGAAACUGCCUGUGAUGAAGAACGAUAUCUGGAACUACGAACAGAUAUUGCAGAAGCAGAGUUAUAUCAAGAGGAGGAAUGGAAGCGUUACUAUGAGUCCCUGCAUGAUGGUUACAAGGCAGUUGGGUUCAGCUACGACCAGCCUGUGGAAGAUACAUUGGAGCAGCAGCAAGGAUUAAAAGAAAUAGAAGAUGACAAGCCCUUUGCUCCCCCACCAGAACUACAAGUGCCUAAAGGUGUUACCUUGCCAGCCAGCAAGAAGGCUAAUGCCAUCAUUGAGAAGACUGCGAAAUUUGUGGAGGAACACGGAGCCCAGAUGGAGAUCAUCAUCAAGACCAAGCAGUCGGGCAAUCCCCAGUUUGACUUCAUGCACUUCGAGAACGAGUUGUCGCAGUACUACAAACACAUGGUGAAGAUGAUCAAGUCUGGGAAAUACAAACCACAGACCCAGGAACAAGAAGACGAAGGCCAUGAAGACGAGGAUGACGAUAAUGGCUACCUUCACCCACUGCUAAACCCAACAUCAGCAACGCAGCCAAGCAAACCAAUAAAGAUGCCAGCUGUCUCUAUCAAUGAUACUCCAUAUGGUCAGCUGAUUAAGUCUAUUAAAAGGAAUUCGGCAAAAGUUGCAGAAAACAGUUCAUCACUGGGUGACAGGGACACCCCCCCUCUUGCCCCACCCCCAAUGCCUCCAUUUGCAAACCAGACAGUAUAUCCCUCCGCCGCCCACACUGGCCUCCCCCCUCCCCCUGGUACAGAGCCUGUGGUGCUGCCGUCAUCGGAACUACCUCACAUCCAGGGACUCCAUCCCAGGAGGGCCAUGAAGCAGGAGGAUGAAGGAGGAGGUAGUGCGGCAGUCAGUCAGAUAGUCCCACCCCCUCCUGACAUUCAGCCAAUCAUAGACAGGAUGGCGAUGUACGUGGCAAAGAAUGGGGUUGAGUUUGAGAUCGUUGUUAAGAGCAAGGAUGACACACGCUUUCAGUUCCUUCAUCCCUGGCAUGUCCACUUUCCGUACUACGACUUCAAGAAAAAACUCUUCCUCAAGGAGGUAGAACAGGAGCGGCUGGAGAAGGAAGAGGCUGCAGCUGCAGCAGCAAACAAAGCUGUCAGCUUCUCCAUCAAGACUCGCACAAAGGAGCCAGAAAACGUCACACAGCUGAAGAAACCUCUCUUCGACGAAUGUAGCCUAGUGGUUAAAGCGUUUGCAUAUGAUGCCAAAGAUGUGAGUUUGAUGCCCCACAUAGGAGAAUCUGACAGUCAGAAAGAGCGAACAACUGAUAUCACAUCGAGUUCUCCACCUGUGUCAGACUCAGGUCAGGUGUCAGAGGUCAUUCUUGAGGUGAAGCAAGAAGUGAGGUCAGACAUUCCUCUCGAAGUCUUGGAGAAAAAAAUGGCUGAAGAACGUUUGAAGGACCGCCUGGCAAACGCAGCACGGGAGAAACUGGCGCAAGCAAGCAAGGAGAAGCAGGUUCAGGCAGAACGCAAAAGGAAAGCAGCCAUGUUUAUCAAUCUUCUCAAGAUCAAACCUACCUCAGCUGACGAGUCUUCCAGGGAUGGUGCUCAGGAAUCAUGUAAGAGAAAAGCACUGCAGAACAUGACAGGUAUGACAGCUACAGGAGGGGCUGGCCCAGGAGGUCAAGGUCAAGGUCACCUCAUCCAGUGUACAGAUCACGUUCAAGGUCACCUCGGGGGUCGUCACAGGUCAAGGUCAAGGUCUCCAGUUUACCAGUGGCGACGACGACGCUCACCCACUCCACCAAGUGCUUUCAGUGUAAUUAGAAGGUCACCAGUUAGAAGACCAUCUCCCAGGUUGGGCAGUGGCAGGAGAAAAUCGCGGUCCAGGUCACCACGCAGAGUUAUUCCAUUAGUUAGACCAGGAAGACGCUCAAGGUCACCGAAGAAAAGCAAAUCCCCAACAAAGAAGAGAUCUAGGUCACGGGACAGGAAGAGGAAGUCAAGGUCACCAUCAAGAAACAAGAAGAGGUCAAGGUCAAAGUCUCCCAGCUCAAAACACAAAAAGAACAAAAAGUCUGAUGCAAGAUCACCCAAAAAGAAGAAAAAAGACAAGGAUAAAGAAAAGAGUAAAGACAAACGUAAAGACAAAAGUCGGGAUAAGGUGAAGGACAAGGAAAAGCACAGAAAUAAGGACAAAAGCGGAAAACAUUCAACAGAAGCAGAGAGUUCGAGUAAGACCGAAACAAAAAAUGUUGAAGAAAGCAAAGGCUCUGAAUCCGAACAUGAGCUUGAGAAAUCCGAUGGCAGAGAUAGUUCCUCAGACAGUGAAGAUGAGGUGCCACCUGCAGUGCCAAGACCUCAGGAAAUAGAUGCAGGUAUUGAGAUAAUAGAGAUUGAUGACAAUGAUGACCCUAUUGAUGACAUCCCUCAGCCUCCUGGACCACCGCCAUCACUGCCGCCUCUGCCGCUGGACGACGAGAGGACGCAAUCACCACGACUGCCAUCAGAAAGUGACUUGACCGAGACUACCAGUGGUAGAGACUCCCCUGCAGUGGAUCCAUCUAAACCACCCAGAGAAGUGUCCAAGCAUCUUCUGUCCCGUGUCAGAGCUCUGCUGAAGGCGUCCCGAGAUGAGAUAUUGAAAGAAGGUGAUGGUGUCAAUGACGACCCUUGAUGAAGGCUUCACGUAGACGCUGCUGGCUCAGUGUCACAAGUAAUAAGUCAUUGCAACUUCGAAAUCAGGGUUUCCUCACUCCUUCAAAUUGCCUGGGCUGUGAGUCACUGACUGUGCUUGAACUGUCUCAAAGCCCAACAGUUACAGGUUUCUUGAACUGUCGUGAAUCAACUCCCUGAUUGGGGAUGUCGUGGUUUCCACAGGUAGACCUUUGUUUUCGCUGACUUGAAGAUGUUUAUCCAGGUUUUGAAAAUAAAGAUAGAAUUAGA